GGAUGAUCGACUGCCUAAACGGCUCUCAGGGAACUCAGGCCCGGCAACGCCUGCCGAACGCCGGGAGAAUGUGCUCCAGCACGCAGGAAUGUUUUCCGGAAGUUCGCGCGCGGGCGGGGGAGUUGCACGAUGAGCAUCACCACAGCAGCCUUGCGUUACGGCUAAAUACCCACAGACGGUGGGGGGAAGUGAAUAGAGUGUUGCGGGGCAAGCAACGUGGGGGAGAGGACGGACCGGGUGAGAUGUACACAGUACAUACGACGAGGCAAACGGAGUUGAACAGAGGGGGGUAUAAAUGAAGCUCAAUCCCGCUGGGUGGGAAUGGGAGCUCAUCAGUGCGGCGCGCUCUUCGUACCAGAACACCUACAAUACUAAACCAGAAGAUCGAUCAGUAUGCGGUUCCGCGAUGGCAUGUGGCUCUUCAGGGAGGACUUCAGGGUCGAGUUCGCAGAGGACGUGCAUAAAGUCGACCAAGGGCCCGAUGGAGCUCUCAGUCUGCUCUGCCCCACACGCCAGAUCCUUGCCCGUGGUAGCACGCUCAAUCAGCCCACGGUUACCAUUGACAUCGAGCCAGCCUUCGACGAUGUAAUCUCAAUCACCGCCCGCCAUUGGAAAGGCGCCCGAGUUCUGGGUCCCAGCUAUCCUCUGUACCCGGACGGCAAACCGUCUCUCACCAGUGCGGCCAGCACUUCACCGGAGGGGACCACCCUGACAGUCGGAAACCUCUCCUGCACUGUCUCCAGCGCGCCGCACACCUUCGACAUCCAGUUCCGGGAUGCCACCACCAACGAGGCCAUCACCUCCCUCGGUGCGCGGUCCAUCGGCUUCGCCUACAAUCCUCCCCCGGGCUCUCCCAUGCAGCUAGGGGACAUGACCAAGUUCAACCACUACAUGUUCACACAGCACAAUCUGGGCGUCGGAGAGAGCAUAUACGGGCUGGGAGAGAGGUUCACGCCGUUCAAUAAAGUCGGACAACAGGUCACCCUGUACAAUGCCGACGGCGGAACGUCGAGCGAACAGGCGUACAAGAAUGUUCCGUUUUAUAUCUCGAGUGCCGGUUAUGGUAUCUUCAUCGAUCACCCGGAACCGACGGAUCUGGAGAUCGGAAGUGAGAGGACCUGUAGGCUGCAGACGAGCGUCAAGGGACAGAGAAUCAAGUGGUACAUCAUCUACGGUCCCAAUCCGAAGGAGAUCCUGAGGAAGUACUCGAUCCUCCUCGGAAAGCCGGCCAAAGUCCCCAGUUGGUCGUACGGGCUGUGGCUAUCAACUUCGUUCACCACGAACUACGACGAAGCCACUGUCGGAAGUUUCCUGGACGGCAUGAAAGAGCGCGAGAUCCCCGUGCACGUAUUCCAUUACGACUGUUUCUGGCUGCGGGAGUUUCACUGGUGCGACUUCGUCUUCUCUGAGGAGCAUUUCCCAGAUCCCAAAGCGAUGAUGGCGCGCUUGCGAGCCAAAUUCCCCGGCAUCAAAUUCUGCGUGUGGAUCAACCCUUAUCUAGGCGACGCCUCGCCGGUGUUCGCCGAGGCGGCGAAGAAGGGCUACCUCCUGAAGCGCACGAACGGGGACGUAUGGCAGUGGGACCUCUGGCAGGCCGGUAUGGGGCUGGUGGAUUUCACCAACCCGGCGGCGUGUGCGUGGUACGUUUCGAAGCUAGAGUACCUCUUCGACGUGGGCGUGGACUGUCUCAAGACGGACUUCGGCGAGCGCAUCCCGGACACGGACGUGGCGUGGUUCGACAAAACCGUCGAUCCGACGAAGAUGCACAACUUCUACUCGUUCAUGUACAACGAGUUGGUGUACACCGCGCUGCAGAAGCGCUACGGCGCCGACCAGGCAGUCCUGUUCUCGCGCUCCGCCACCGCCGGCACACAGCGCUUCCCGCUGCAGUGGGGCGGCGACUGCGAGUCCACCUACGAGGCCAUGGCCGAGUCGCUCCGCGGCGGUCUCUCCCUCGGCCUGUCCGGCUUCGCGUACUGGUCGGUGGACAUCGGCGGCUUCGAGGGCAAGCCGCGGCACGACGUGUACAAGCGGUGGGUGGCCUUCGGGCUGCUAUGCUCACACUCACGUCUCCACGGCUCGAACUCCUACCGCGUCCCCUGGGCGAUCGAUGACGAGUCCAGCGACGUCCUACGAACAUUCGUGGACCUGAAGUGCCGCUUGAUGCCGUACCUAUACGCGCACUCGAUGGCCUCGACCGAAUCCGGCCUGCCCGUCUCCCUGCGCGCAAUGUUCCUCGAGUUCCCAGACGACCCCACGGCCUGGUCCCUCGAUAGGCAGUACAUGCUCGGCGACGCGCUGCUGGUCGCCCCCGUGUUCAACGAGAAGGGCACGGUGACGCUCUACCUCCCUGCCGGAAGGUGGACUGCGUUCUUUACGGGACACACGGAGGUCGGCCCGAAGUGGGUUACCGAAAAGCACGCGUUCGAUAGCAUCCCGCUGUAUGUGCGCGAGGGAACGAUCCUCCCCCUAGGUAAAGUUGGCGAGAAACGGGUGGUGUACGAUUACACGAAGGAUCUGGAGAUUAGAGUGUUCACUCCCACCGUUGAGAAGUGGAGGACCACGCAGCUGGUCGACUCCGAGGGAGAGAGCGUGGGCGCGCUGUGUGUGAACGAUGGAGUCCUGGAAAUUAACGCGAAGCUCGAGGGGGACCUCACCGUGCGAGUCGAUGGGGCACAACCGGAAAUGAAUCUCAAGGGCGUUACAAGGAUGAGCUUGUAACUUUUAUGUGGCUUGUAACUUCUAUGUAACUUCCAUGUAACUUCUGUGGAGAUUUUGAACCGGAGGGAGAGAAUACUAUUGUUGGUAGUAUUGGUAGACAGUCAUGGAUGCGAGUGAUGGAAGGUGAAUUGGAAGUGACGAG
Tricharina praecox is the source of this 2863-nucleotide messenger RNA. RefSeq names its product glycosyl hydrolases family 31-domain-containing protein. The coding region runs from base 394 to 2721 and encodes 775 amino acids. Lineage: Eukaryota; Fungi; Ascomycota; Pezizomycetes; Pezizales; Pyronemataceae. The record is from RefSeq and is a predicted model, not a curated record. The transcript has 4 exons. Gene Ontology annotation, molecular function: hydrolase activity, hydrolyzing O-glycosyl compounds; carbohydrate binding. Gene Ontology annotation, biological process: carbohydrate metabolic process.